This is a messenger RNA of Rangifer tarandus platyrhynchus (Svalbard reindeer), 717 nucleotides long. Lineage: Eukaryota; Metazoa; Chordata; Mammalia; Artiodactyla; Cervidae. The record is from the annotation of a GenBank genome assembly.
AUGAUGAGGAAGCAGCAGGAGAAGCAGAAGCAGGAGAGAGGGGAAGCGAAAAGGGAGGAAGGAAGAAGAGAGGGACGGUGCGAGGCAGGGAUGCUCAGGGGCCACAGAUGGGGGCCCAGGAAACCUCGGAGGACCAGCCGAGGGGGCUUCAGGAGAGACCUGCAGGCCAGCCAGUCUGCGGGCCGUGGCCCAGUUUGUGGGCCCUGGCCAGCACACAGCGGCGGCCGCGGAGAAGUCGUUAACAAUCCUCGCCAGGGUUCGGAAGCCAGGCCUGGCCGGUCCCACCAGCGCGGCUUCUCCCGGCGUCACCACCGCAGGCGGCCAACAGGUGGCAGGAGAGCUUCGGGGAGCGCUCACCUGACGCAGCGGCUCUUCCGCCACCGCAACUGGCAAGGGCCGAGGUCUCCCUCAAAGCUCCGGGAAGGAAGGGACCCCCGGGAAGGAAGGGCCAGGGAGGAGAGAGCGGAAUGGGCGCGGGGGAGCCGGCCAGCCAGCGGGGGCUGUCCUUCCGCCCGGCCGUGGAGAAGGCGCUCCAGGCUCCAGCCUAGCUUCUCCCCGCUCCGCGAGCUUCACCUCCACGGGCCAGGGGAUGGAGAACUUCGCUGGGUGCGGACCCUUGCGGGGGAGACUGGGGCCCGAGAGUCCCGGCCCCAGGGUGCAGGUUCCCCCAGCCUGGCACCCUGCCGGGUGAACCACUGGCCAGCGGGGCCGGUCUGA